Polyodon spathula (Mississippi paddlefish) is the source of this 10269-nucleotide messenger RNA. RefSeq names its product microtubule-associated serine/threonine-protein kinase 2-like. Gene Ontology annotation, cellular component: microtubule cytoskeleton. Bases 792 to 6710 code for a protein of 1972 amino acids. NCBI's taxonomy places the organism in Eukaryota, Metazoa, Chordata, Actinopteri, Acipenseriformes, Polyodontidae. The transcript is spliced from 31 exons. Gene Ontology annotation, biological process: intracellular signal transduction; peptidyl-serine phosphorylation. Gene Ontology annotation, molecular function: protein binding; protein serine/threonine kinase activity; ATP binding. The record is from RefSeq and is a predicted model, not a curated record.
CAACUGGAUUCGAGUAAAUGAAAAAUGCAGACACGGGUUACUUUCAUAAUCUUAUAGUACGUGGACAGACACCCACAUCGGCAGGAUAUACACACACACACACCGAAAACCCGAUCUGCUAAGGAAAUGGGAGGUGACGAAAUGUGAUUCAGUUUCACUCGUCUCUCUGUCUGUAUAUAUUGUGGUGGGGUCGGGAUGAAUGAAGCAGCAGCUUGUAUUCUGAACGCGUUCUGGGUGAGAGUGAGGAGACUGCAUUGCAUGAAUCACAAGGGAGCACUUGGGAUCGGCAUUUUCCGAAAAGCGGUGUUCUACCUACAUUUAUAUAUUCGAAACUUCGACUUUUGCCUUGACAACCUCGUAGCAAGUAGAACAUCCUUUGCAUCUGUGUUCCUUUAAUUAUACAUACUGAUUCCGACUGAGGCUUUCUCUGUAUUCUAAAGCGCGCCUUUAGUAAUUAGUGGGAUAAAACCCAUCCCGGGACUCUGAUAAAGCCACACUGCUCUUGAAUUGAAGACGUUGUGAUGUUCAUUUCAGUUGCUGAAGAAUUUAAAAAAGGGAACAUUAUUGCUGGCGCGGUACACACUGCAAAGCGCCGGCGAACGAAACCGCCAAUACUACAGCCGUGCCAUAGCCAUAGCCAUAGCCAUAGCCAUAGCCAUAGCCAUAGCACCGCUCUUAACACUGUGAAGGCAUUUAUAUUAUAAUAACGGACUCCCACACACGCACCCCGCUGUUACAAACAAGACUUUGUGUGAAGCAGGGGGUGAUCGAAGCUCUCUGUCGGUCGAGACAUGAAGAAGUCCGAACUGCUGCAGAAGAGGAAAUUGUCUAAUCCGGACCGAGAGGAGCACCGGAGUGCGAAAAAAGACGAGAAGGAUGCGAAGGAGUUUGCAGCCCCGGCCCCCCUGCUCUUCAGGAAGCUCAGUAACCCUGACCUCUCGCCCUCCACUGGGAAGGUGAAGCUGCAGAGGCAGCUGAGUCAGGAUGACAGCCGACCUCGCCGGAGCAGUCUGGCCAGCUCUCUGACAGGGAAGCAGCACCUCCCCCUGUCCAGCAGCAUGCACAGUGGAGUGAGCCAGUUGGCAUGGCAACAGCCAGGAGAGCCCACCAACCUGGUCCGGAUGAGGAACCAGACCCUGGGGCAGUCUGCACCGUCUCUCACCGGCCUGAAGGAACUGAGUCUCCCCAGAAGAGGCAGUUUCUGUCGGACCAGCAACAGGAAGAGCCUCAUAGUGACAUCGAGCACCUCGCCAACGUUACCCAGACCACAUUCCCCACUCCACGGACACACAGGAAGCAGCCCUCUGGACAGCCCCAGGAACUUCUCCCCGAAUGCUGCCGCUCACUUCUCCUUCGUCCCAGCGCGCAGCCACGGGCACCGGGCUGACAGGACGGAUGGUCGUCGCUGGUCCCUGGCCUCCCUGCCCUCCUCAGGAUAUGGAACCAACACUCCCAGUUCUACAGUAUCGUCAUCCUGUUCAUCCCAGGAGAAGCUGCACCAGCUGCCGUACCAGCCCACCCCAGACGAGCUGCACUUCCUCACAAAGCACUUCAGCUCUGAGAGCAUCACUGACGAGGAGGGGCGGCGACCCCCCUCCAUGCGCCCCCGCUCCCGCAGCCUCAGUUCCCGUCUUCACCUGCAGAAUGGUUGUUGCGGCUCACGCAGCCCCGGGCGGUCCCCCAUCUCUUUCGACCAUGAGAUCGUAAUGAUGAACCAUGUGUACAAAGAGAGGUUCCCGAAGGCGACGGCGCAGAUGGAGGAGCGUCUGGCGGAUUUCAUCUCCUCCUGCGCCCCCGAGAAGGUGAUGCCCCUGGCCGACGGGGUCCUGAGCUUUAUCCACCACCAGGUGAUCGAGCUGUCCCGGGACUGCCUGGACAAGUCCCGUGAGGGCCUCAUCACCUCGCGCUACUUCUACGAGCUGCAGGAGAACCUGGAGAAGCUGCUGCAGGACGCCCAUGAGCGCUCAGAGAGCCGGGAGGUCGCCUUCGUCACCCAGCUGGUGAGGAAGCUGAUGAUAGUCAUUGCCAGGCCGGCCCGGCUGCUUGAAUGCCUGGAGUUUGAUCCAGAGGAGUUCUAUCAUCUGUUGGAGGCUGCCGAGGGCCAUGCCAAAGAAGGGCAGGGAAUCAAGUCGGACAUUCCCCGCUACAUCAUCAGCCAACUGGGGCUUACCAGGGAUCCCCUGGAGGAAAUGGUCCAGCUGAGUAGCUAUGACAGUGGCAACCCCGACACGCCUGACACUGACGAGACUGUGGAUAGCUGUGGAACUGCGAUGCAGAGGAAGAAACCCCCCUGCGAGGAGGACUUUGAGAACAUCAAGCUCAUCAGCAACGGAGCCUAUGGCGCGGUGUACCUGGUCCGGCACAAGGAGACCCGGCAGCGCUUUGCCAUGAAGAAGAUCAACAAGCAGAACUUGAUCCUGAGGAACCAGAUCCAGCAGGCCUUCGUGGAGCGGGACAUCCUGACCUUCGCAGAGAACCCCUUUGUGGUCAGCAUGUUCUGCUCCUUCGAGACCAAGCGCCACCUCUGCAUGGUCAUGGAGUACGUGGAAGGCGGUGACUGUGCCACUUUGCUGAAGAGCAUUGGGGCCCUGCCUGUUGACAUGGCGCGCUUGUACUUUGCUGAAACAGUGCUGGCCCUCGAGUAUCUUCACAACUACGGCAUCGUUCACCGGGACCUCAAACCUGACAAUUUGCUGAUCACCUCGAUGGGACACGUCAAGCUCACUGAUUUCGGGCUCUCGAAGAUCGGGCUUAUGAGUCUCACCACCAACCUGUAUGAGGGGCACAUUGAAAAGGAUGCCAGGGAGUUCCUGGACAAGCAGGUGUGCGGCACCCCUGAGUACAUCGCUCCGGAGGUGAUCCUGCGGCAGGGGUACGGGAAGCCAGUGGACUGGUGGGCUAUGGGGGUCAUCCUCUAUGAGUUCCUGGUGGGCUGUGCGCCCUUCUUCGGAGACACACCAGAGGAGCUGUUUGGACAAGUCAUCAGCGAUGAAAUCAUCUGGCCUGAAGAAGAGGAUGCUCUGCCCCCUGAAGCAGAGGAUCUCAUCUCCAAGCUCCUCAGGCAAAACCCUAUGGACAGGCUGGGAACAGGCAGUGCCUUUGAGGUGAAGCAGCACCGUUUCUUCUCUGACCUCGACUGGAACAGUUUACUGCGGCAGAAGGCCGAGUUUAUCCCCCAGCUGGAGUCGGAGGACGACACCAGCUACUUCGACACUCGCUCGGAUCGCUACCACCACGUGGAAUCAGAAGAGGAGGAGGACACGAAUGAUGAAGAGCAUGUAGAAAUGCGUCAGUUCUCCUCCUGUUCCCCUCGCUUCAGCAAGGUGUACAGCAGCAUGGAGCGCCUUUCCCUUCACGAGGAUAAGAAGACCCCGCCUCCCACCAAGCGUAGCCUGAGUGAGGAGGGCACUGGCAAGAUGGACAGUCUGAGCGGGCUCAAGUCCCGGGACCGUAGCUGGAUGGUGGGCUCGCCUGAAAUCCUGCGGAAGCGCCUGUCCGUGUCGGAGUCCUCGCACACGGAGAGUGACUCCAGCCCCCCGCUGACUGUGCGCCGCCGCUGCUGCUCUGCCAUCAUCGAGAUGCCACGCUUCGCCAUCUCCACGGAGGAUGAGAUCUCCAGGAAGGGCCCCCCUGCCAGCUGGGGUCCCCGCGGGGAGGAGCUUCCCCUCACCAUUCCCGAGCAGCCCCUGGAGAGAGAGCUGCGGCUGGAUGAGUCUCCCACCACCCCCAGCUCCGGCACCAGAACCCUGGGCAAGAGCACGCUGACAUCCGGCAACUCCACUGAACUCUCUGAGCGCUCUUCGCGGUACAUCAGUGCUGAAGUUUCGGACAAUGCCACACCCAAGGCCAUCAGCGACCUGGCAGCGCGGCGCGCACGGCACAGGCUGCUCUCGGGGGAGUCGCUGGAGAAGCGCACCUCGCGGCCGCUCAACAAGGUCAUCAAGUCAGCCUCUGCAACCACGCUGUCCCUCAUGAUCCCAUCUGAUUACCACAGUGGCUCCCCUCUGGCCAGCCCGAUGUCACCCCACUCCCUCUCGUCAAACCCGUCCUCACGAGACUCGUCCCCCAGCCGCGACUACUCGCCCGCUAUCAGCAGCGCCAAGCCUGCAAUCGUGAUCCACCGCGCGGGCAAGAAGUACGGCUUCACGCUGCGGGCCAUCCGUGUGUACAUGGGGGACUCAGACAUCUACACAGUGCACCACAUGGUCUGGCAUGUUGAAGAGGGUGCCCCAGCACACAAUGCUGGUCUGCGGGAGGGCGAUCUGAUCACUCACGUCAAUGGGGAGCCGGUGCACGGCCUGGUCCACACAGAGGUGGUGGAGCUCAUCCUCAAGAGCGGCAACAAGGUGUCCAUCUCGGCCACUCCCUUCGAGAACACGUCCAUCAAAGUGGGUCCGGCGCGCAAAGCCAGCUACAAGUCCAAGAUGGCACGGAGGAACAAGAAAACGAAAACUAAAGAAGGUCAAGAGAGCAGUAAGAAGCGGAGCUCCCUUUUCCGGAAGAUCACGAAGCAGGCGUCCCUGCUGCACACGAGCCGCAGCCUGUCCUCCCUGAACCGCUCGCUGUCGUCCGGGGAGAGUGUCCCGGGCUCCCCCACCCACAACCUGUCCCCUCGCUCCCCCACACAGGGCUACCGAUGCACCCCCGACUCGGCGCACUCCGUUGGUGGCAACUCUUCCCAGAGCAGCUCUCCCAGCUCCAGCGUCCCGAACUCUCCAGCCAGCUCUGGCCACAUCCGGCCCAGCUCCCUGCAUGGCCUGGCCCCCAAGCUGCAGCGCCAGUACCGCUCCCCUCGCCGCAAAUCUGCAGGAAAUAUUCCGCUGUCCCCCCUGGCCCGGACCCCCUCCCCGACACCGCAGUCCACCUCACCACAGCGCUCCCCCUCCCCGCUGUCCGGUCACACUCUGGGCAGCUCCAGCGUCACCCAGUCCUUUCCGGUCAAACUGCACUCUUCUCCCCCUCUCGUCCGUCAGAUCUCCCGGCCCAAAAGCGGCGAGCCCCCUCGCUCCCCUCUGCUCAAGAGGGUGCAGUCUGCUGAGAAGCUGGCUUCCUCCCUCUCCUCCUCUUCCUCCCCCUCCUCCUCCUUGGACAAGAAGCUGACCUCCUCCCGCAAGCACAGCCUGGACAUCUCGCACGCGGAGUUCAAGAAGGAGAUGAUGCAUCGGGAGUCGGUCAGCGAGACCCUCCUGGGCAGCAGGACGGCCCCUGUUGAGAAGGGGAUGCUGCAGAAGCCAUCGGCCCGCAAGCUGGGCGGCCCGGAGCCGCCCGAGGGGGCAGGAGCUGCCACAGGCAACAGCAAACUGAAGGACAAGCUGUCGGCUAUCCGGCAGGACCGCGCAGAGAGGCGGGAGUCUUUGCAGAAGCAGGAGGCCAUCCACGAAGUGGACUCCUCUGAGGACGAGACGGAUGAGGGCUCAGAGGACAGCCAGGAUGGGAGGAGGCUGAAGCACAAGAUUGAAACAGGGCGCAAGGACUCUGCUGACGAUGACCCCUUCCUGCCACCUGAACCCUAUGUGAAAACAGUGCCAGUCCAGCUGCCCAAGAGCAGUGCUGCAGCAGCAGCAGUAUUAGCCUCAUCAUCUCCAGUAAGCCAGCUGCAGUGUGCAGGACAGACGAUCGGAUCAUCAGAUAAACUGGAGCCUUCGUCUACUAGCUCUGUUAAAGCAACCACAGCACAACACAAAUCAUCUCAGACCACAAUCCCCACAGCGGAGGUUCCUAAAGACAUAUCCAGGAUCGCCUGCCCAGCGGCUCGGAUCCAUCAAGGCAUCCAGGCGACCGCGCCCGGGAGAUUGUCUACGUCUGGGAUUCAGAGUGCUUUUAUGCCGGUGAAGGAUGCUUUUCUAAAGCCAGCCCCGGUUAUCUGCACGCUGGCCCCUGCAGCUGCGGCCAGCACGUCUCUGACUGUGACCUCAAAAGACACUAAAUGCACUCCAAAGCAGGUCCCAGACAGUAAAGAAAAGAGCAGCAGUCUUUCGGGGAGAAUUAGCGACAAGUCCCUGACGUCCAGCAGUGCCCUGGAAGCCAAGUCACUCUCUCCUGCCGUAGACUGCCAAGCCAGCCCUGCCCCAGCUGUGGGCAUCUGCAAGGAGAAGAAGGAAGCGGACAAUAAGAGGAACGCAGCUAGCGCUGCAUCGACUGCUCCUAUUCCAGCUAGCACUGCUGACAAGAUACCGCCACUCGUGUCCCAGCUAGCCACGGUGGUCAAAAGUGUGCUCGGACCGGUCAAGCUGAGCAUCCCUUUUGAAAAAGCUGGAGAGAUGCAGUUGGAAGACUGCCUCAACACAAAAGGAAAGGAGCAGGGGAAAGCCAGGCAGGAGCAGGACAUGCUUGAUGCACUCAAGACGUCAACUUCGGCAGGACAGGCGUCGCCCUCCAAGCAGACAAGUCCUCUGCUCCCACGAGCGUCCGAGUCUGCACCCAGACAGCCUGUGCCGAAAACUGAAACGGGUCCCAUGAAGACCCCGGGAGACAGGAGGAGAACCAUGUUGGCUAAAGAAUGUGCCGAGGUGACGUGCGGUAAAACGGCUGGUAGCGCCCCCUACCAGCAGGUCAGUUGCAGUGCCCCACAUAAGGAAGUCCCCCAGACACUGAGACAGGCAGAGACGGGGGACAAAAAGAGAGGACAGGGAUUGCAGGUGUUGCAGAAAGCAGCUGCAACAGCAGCAACAUCGAUGACGACGCAAGACAAAGUUUACAAGAAAACAUAGCAGCCUCGCCGGGGGAGAAACUCGCACUCCAGGUUCCAGUAACAAAAUAAAGACUGCAUGUUUAAAAACUUUAUACGAAACAUUAAUCAGAAACAAAGGAAAUCCAGAUACAGAAUUAGGGUUUUUUUGUAAAUUUUUUUCAUAGUUUUUGUAAAUGGCAGGGCAAGAAAUAAACUUUUUUUUUUUUUUUUUUAAACAGUUGCUCACCACUACCAAGUUUCAGUCUGAGCCUGCAGUUCUUGCUAAUGGAAUGGGUUGUGCCUUAAUGAAUACAAUCUUUCAGAAACAUCUGCAUGACUUAGAUGAAAGGUACAUCUUGAGAAUUCAAGCUAUUAAAGCAGCCGAUGCAUAACUCUUUCUAUAAAAUACAUUUCAGACCUGUUCAGAGCAAUGCUUUUCUGUCAUUCAUGCUCCAUUCAUUUCCAUUAGAAACACUCCUUUUACAAUACAGCACUGCAAGACGUAACUCCAGCAAAGUGGACAUUUUUUUAGAUCUAUUUUAUAUCAUGAACACUAAAAAAAAUAAAAUAAAAAAAUAAAGCAGACAGCGCCAGGAGGCUGCUGCAUGUUCAGUAGUCCUGUACUGCUCCGUGCUGAUCGCAUGCCUUGCCCUGGUAGGGGUGCCCUUGCUAACCACGUACAAGCUGUCUGACCUGUCCUGACUGAUGCACACAUGUGCACAUUGUGCUGGUCUGCUCUGUAACACAGUGGAGAAUCAGAUGUUUAAUUACAAACCGUCUGAGUGGGAGAUAGAGGAAGGUGUCUGUGAGAUUUCUGUGUUGGUUAUCAUUUCAGGAGUCAAGGUGCUGGAAGUACCUUUGCUCCUUGAACAACUGCAAGGGCCAGAUGCUGCAGCAGCCAGCCAGCAGACUGCUGAUGAAGCAGCCCUGCAAAAGGGACACGAUACAAUAAAAAAAAGACAUCAAACAAGACCAAUGUUUAUUUCUAGCCCUGCUUUUUUUUUUUUUGGACCAACCUAAUGUUUAUUUUCACAGCUGUCAAACUUCCCUGUGAGUGUGUGUAAUUGUUAUGUAGUGUGUGAUUGUGUGUAAAGCAAGCUCGCAUACACUGUGACUCUCUACCAGGCUCCACUUGAAUGUGAAACAUUGUGACAAUGUCAUCUUUUAAUACGUGGGGAGGGACCUCUCUGUCUCAAGAGGAGUGUACCUUCAUGAAAUGUAGUGUUGCUGUGUACAGUUAGUAUAUGUUGUACCGUGAGGUUUUGACUAGUAUGGAAAUACAGAAUCCCUGUACUGUUACACAGAAGGGAAAGACGGUCAAGGAAACUAAAUAGCAGUGAGAUUCGUCAUUACUAAACAACCCAAUCCAAGGCUGGUCACGCAUUCAACAUGACAUGCGCUGUCUCAGCUUGCCUGCUAAACCCUGAAUUCUACCUGGCUUGCUGUGUCUUUCCCUGAGGGAAAGCCUUGGAAAGUAGCCUCUACAUAUCAAGCUGCAUGGGCUGCUGCAGUGCCAUGAAAGGUGCUUGUAGUGAGUUUGAUGUUUACACUGAAUGAAACCUCUUUGAGUCAUUGAAUAUGAAUAGGAUUGAAAUAAUGAAAACAUUGGGUUAUCAUUCUGCAGCGCUGAACAAUUCCAGCAGUGCAUUUAAAAAAAAAAGAAGAAAUGAGACAAUUCCAGCAGUACAUUUAAAAAACAAUAAUUAAGAAAUGUGACCCGUCCCGCACCAGGAUGUGUGCUUUUACCAUUGGGUAAUGUUUCACUGAUUUGCUUUAGGGCCUGGAUUUGUAGAAACACUUGCACCUGCCUUAGUUUAAGUUUGCACUAACAACAAAAACACUCUUUGGGAUAAUACAGGUUUCCAGAAGCGUUCAGAAAAGGGUUACGACUUUUACUGUAACAGCGUCCAUGAGCACUGGGAAAGAUUCCACUGUACCAGACUGCAAAUGGGGUUCCUUUUGAGAGAUGCCCAUGCACUGGCCUGCUUGUUAAAGGUGAAAGAUAGCAAGAGAUGUCCUUUCCUGCCUUGCAAAUAAAUAAAUCGAGCUGUGAGGCUAGAAACAGCCUUUUUAAAUGUUUACACAUAGAUGCAGCGGGAUUAAUAAGCAAUGCUCCAUAGGAAAAAUUACAGGACAAAUUCAAUGAAGGGUCUAGUUCAGCAACUGAGAGCUCAGUUGGAAUGAAAGCCAGCAGACACAGGGGGUCCCCAGGACCAGGGUUGGGAACCAGUGCUCCAGCUAGCUAAUGCGUUUCUAAAGCCGGAGUUCAAUUUGAAAUCAUUAUGUUUAGUUUUUUUCUUAUGGUGCAUUGUUUAUAAAUGAGCCUCUGUUUAAAAGAAGACACAUUUCUGUAGACCCAGUAUUGUGACCCAGUUUUUCUUCCUCCUCCUUCUCUGGAUUAUACUGUGCGACAGUACGGUAUGACAGCAUUGCUGAUAGCCAGGAAUCAUCGUUUACUGCUCACGCUAAUCUCAUGUCAUUUCAUUCCACGUGGUACUCCACCUGAAACCAUUUGUGUAGAAAACUGAUUCGAUGUGAUGUGAAAAAGAGGAACUUUUCACCUCCGUGCCCACCUGCCCAUGUCGUGCCCACCUGCCCAUGUCGUGCCCACCUGUCCAUGUCGUCUCUGAAUUGCUGUUUUAGUAAUCCUCCAGCAACCGCAUGUAUCCAAAUCCAAAAGAAAACCCUGUUCAUCAUCGUCGUUGGGGGGUGGGAGGGUUAUAGUUUUGGACUUUAAACAUUGCCCGAGUGUUAAACAUUUUAAACCAUAAAUGUUUUAACCACAUAUCAGAAAUAAUGCUUGUCAAAUUCUAGUUGUUAGGCUAAGUGUUUUAUACAGUUUGCAAGGCUGAUUUUUAUUUCAUAUUGGAUAUUUAUUCAAUGGGUUUUCAUGUGUACAUAGUCUUAUAAACGUGAAUGGGCAAUGUAAUUCAUAAUAAUUAAACAAGACAGAAUGUAUCAGGCAGUCCAGUGGAGAGUUUUGAGACUGGUAACAGGAAUUUCAGAUAAGUUAAGCAGGACGGGGCAUCCUCGAUUGUCAUUGCAAGAAUCUUGAUCACUGCUGUGGGUUAAACCUGGAACUUCAAAUGGGAAUUUGUGUGUAUCCAGCUAUCACCAGUGGACCAAAACCAACUGGUGACCUCUCGCCUCUCUGCCUCUAUUUGCUUCCUGGUUCACUUGGCCAUCUAAUCACUGUCUGUGUUUUGUGUGUGUUUUUGGUUUUUGACAGUUUGGUCUUCACCUCAAUGUUACACCACACACAUUCCUACAGGGUGCUUGUGUGUUUUAAGUGACUGGAUCUAAACAGACAGAGAUGCUAUGUAUUGUAUAUAUAGAUGUGUGUCUACUCUUAGCAGUGCUGGGUGUGCCACGGAGGUGCUUGGCAGUAAGGAAGGGUUUCUGUGAAUGUUUGGAUGUGAAGAGUGAAAAAGUGAAAUGUUCUCUUGUUGUGGUUUUUUCUUCUUUUUGUUUUUUGGGGAGGAACUUGAGAGAUCACUACGGUAAACCAGUGCAAUAAUUAAUAUUACUGUUUUAAAUGUUGUAACCGCAUGUUGAUGUUAAACCCUCCUUGAUAAUAAAGUUCAUUUUUUACGUAAAAA